Xyrauchen texanus (razorback sucker) is the source of this 3683-nucleotide messenger RNA. Its product is annotated as fibroblast growth factor 2-like. Gene Ontology annotation, molecular function: growth factor activity; fibroblast growth factor receptor binding. The record is from RefSeq and is a predicted model, not a curated record. Gene Ontology annotation, cellular component: cytoplasm. NCBI's taxonomy places the organism in Eukaryota, Metazoa, Chordata, Actinopteri, Cypriniformes, Catostomidae. Gene Ontology annotation, biological process: animal organ morphogenesis; fibroblast growth factor receptor signaling pathway; regulation of cell migration. The coding region runs from base 355 to 822 and encodes 155 amino acids. The transcript has 3 exons.
CAGACCAGUCCAGCAGCCUGGCUGUAAACACCACAGACAGCAAACACAAGCUGUCAUAAAACAUCAUCCACAUACUGGACGUCCUCUUCCCAGCUGAACUCUCUCCUUUUCUGUGAAGUCUUCUGCUUUGAGCUGUGAGGAAUGUCUGUGCUGUCUCGUCUGAUGUGAGAUCCAGCAACUUGACGAGUUCAUCUGAGAUUAAUGAGACGCCUUGUCCCUGCAGAGCACCGGAAGGAGAUUGGAGAGGAGGGGGAGGAGGCGUAGAGGGGCCGUGGAGGGGCUCUGGUGCCGCUCAGGGGGGCAGAGCAGGAGAAAACGAAAGAGCAAGGGGGAGAAGGAGAAGGAGAAGGAGCGAUGGCCACGGGAGGAAUCACCACUCUCCCGGCCAACCCAGACGGCGGGGCCAGCGGAGGAUUUCCUUCAGGGAAUUUCAAGGACACAAAGCGUUUGUACUGCAAAAACGGUGGAUACUUCCUGCGGAUAAACUCGGACGGCAGGGUGGACGGCAUUCGUGAGAAAAGGGACCCACACAUUCGACUGCAGCUGCAGGCGACGGCUGUCGGUGAGGUGGUGAUCAAAGGCGUCUGCGCAAACCGUUACCUCGCCAUGAGCUCAGACGGACGACUGUUUGGAACGAGAAGAACAACAGAUGAAUGUUAUUUCUUCGAACACUUGGAGUCAAACAAUUACAACACCUACAGAUCCCGGAAAUACCCGGACUGGUACGUGGCUUUGAAGAGAACAGGCCAGUAUAAGAGCGGUUCUAAGACCAGCCUGGGCCAGAAGGCCAUACUGUUCCUACCCAUGUCUGCCAAAUGCUGAUUGUGAGAUGCUGCCCCCGCUGUUUUAAACCCGAAACAAGACUGACAGCUCACUGACGUACACACGCUUCUAUCAAACCUGACAAAACCAGCAUGAGCUUAUAGGAAACACUCACUUUAGCAGCUAUAUUUAGGGACUUUUGCUCAGUGUUUGGAGACCAUUGCAGGGUUUAUUAGUUCCUACAUCAGCAGCAUCCACCGAAGAGACGGUUAAUAUCAGUGCAAACAUCCCACCAAUAUGAUUUCAGACCCAACUUUCCCAAAUGCAUCAUUCCACGAAGGGCAGUCGGGUUGGAUUGAAGAAUCCCGCGCCUCUCACUUUUAGAUGGAAGACCGAAGCACUUUCUUUACGUGUGAAUGCGGUUCUUGUACAUCGGAGUCUCACAGGAAUCUUAGUAAGGCCACAAAAUGUGAGUUUAUUUAAUAAGCUGCUCCUUAAAGCUUUUUCUUUUUCUGCAUCAGGCUUAAAUACAUACAGGUGUAUCUAUAUUGUGUAUUUCAUAGAAACAAAGGGAUUGUGUUACAUGUUGCAUUAAUGAAGGGAUGAAUGUUUAUAUUGAACUUAUAAUAAUAUAUAUAACUGCUUAUAAUAAUGACCAUUCAGUGACAUCUGACAAACAUCGGUAACAGUUUUUCAUUUUUCUUAACGCAAUUUUAGUGGCGGAUUUCAACUUUUCGAGUCUUAAUAGUAUCUUUUAUAUAUCUUUUAUUUUUAACUAAUAAAAUCCACUUAAAUUCAUCAAUAUAAUCAUAAUAAUUAAACAAAAGUAAUCUUAUUAUAAUGAGAGGAACACAGCAGGAGUUUUUAAUUUUCAGCAUUGUAAUUAUUUAUUUAAAAUUGGCCGAAAAUAAUAUUUUUUUGAGACACUUUUCUAACGAACUAGAGAAUGAAAAGUUAAUGGGUGAAACUCUAAUGAAAUCUCCAGGACACAUUUUCCCCCAAAUAAAACAUAAAUGCAUAAAUAUAUAAAUGAAUAAAUAAAUAUAUAUUUUUUUAAAUAGUGAUAUUAUUUUUCAUGACGAUUUGGCACAUUUCCACAUAUUCACAACUAAACUAUUUUAUUUGUAUUUAUUUAUUUAUUUGUUUAUUUAUUUUCUCCCAUUUUUCUCCCCAAUCUGGAACGCCCAAUUCCCAAUGCGCUCAAAGUCCUCCUGGUGGCGUAGUGACUCGCCUCAAUCCGGGUGGCGGAGGACGAAUCUCAGUUGCGUCUGAGACCGUCAAUCCGCGCAUCUUAUCACGUGACUUGUUGAGUGCGUUACCGUGGAGACGUAGUGCGUGUGGAGGCUUCACGCUAUUCUCCGCGGCAUCCACUCACAACUCACCACACGCCCCACCGAGAGCGAGAACCACAUUAUAGUGACCACGAGGAGGUUACCCCAUGUGACUCUAACCUCCCUAGCAACCGGGACAAUUUGGUUGCUAAGGAGACUCACAGCAUGUGGAGGCUAUACUUCAAACGCACGACUCCAGGGGUGAUAGUCAGCGUCAAUACUCACUGACAACCCCCAGGUUGUCUUUUUUUUAAAUCUGCCAAAAAUGUUUAUAUCGGUGCAUAAGAAUUGUCCGCACAUGUUAUCACAUGACUUGUUUAGUGUGUUGCCGUGGAGACGUAGAGCAUGUGGAGGCUUCACGCUAUUCUCCACAAUGCACGCACAACUCACCACACACCCCACCGAGAGCAAGAACCACAUUAUAGUGACCACGAGGAGGUUACCCCAUGUGACUCUAACCUCCCUAGCAACCGGGACAAUUUGGUUGCUAAGGAGACUCACAGCAUGUGGAGGCUAUACUUCAAACGCACAACUCCAGGGGUGAUAGUCAGCGUCAAUACUCACUGACAACCCCCAGGUUGUCUUUUUUUUAAAUCUGCCAAAAAUGUUUAUAUCGGUGCAUAAGAAUUGUCCGCACAUGUUAUCACAUGACUUGUUUAGUGUGUUGCCGUGGAGACGUAGAGCAUGUGGAGGCUUCACGCUAUUCUCCACAAUGCACGCACAACUCACCACACACCCCACCGAGAGUGAGAACCACAUUAUAGUUCACGUCGCUGAACUAUCCUUUUUUUUUUUUUUUUGAAUUUGAGGAAAAUGUGUUUAAAUGGCAUGAAGGUUUUGUGACAAUAUGAACAAUCGAAACAGUCCUAAAAAUAGGCUUAAUGUUCUCUAUGCAUAAUACAAUCUCUUACACUUUUCUUUUGACUAAUACACACACACACACUCACUCACACACACACACACACACACACACUCACACAUACACACACACGUUUAUAGGUUAAACCCCAUUGACUUCCAUUGGAAGUGUCUCUGGAACACACAUUUGGAUAAAACGAUCGAGACGUCACUGAAAACUUUAGAUUUGUUUUGGGAUUGUACAAAGUGUUUCUCAUUUAUUAAUAUUUCGUGUGUUGUUUAGAAAAACACUGAAUAAAUGUAAGAAACACUUAUGAAGAAUAUAAACGUGUUUGUGAAUGUUUGAGAUGGUUUAUUGUUGUACACAUCAUCACGUUCAUUACACAGAAGCAUUGUGAUGUCAUAAAGAAUGGAAUGAGUUACUGUAUUAUAUAGAAUGUUUCCUGAACGUUCUGUUUAACGUUCUAAAGAUGGAGGGAUUUGCUGAAUGUGUCGAGUGUCUAUAAAUGAACUUCUGUUUGAAAUAAUUACAUUUGUUUCAUUUUCCCCAAUGAAAUGAAACUGUCUGAAGUAUAUGAUGUAGACGAGCACCGAUCUGUAUAUUAUUGAUCCGAUCAUUCAUGUUGAAAUCUAGAAAAUGCUGCUAGUUAUAAACCAAACUUUCUUACUUGAGCACAAAUGACCUGAAAUAAAUGUUGAUGAAGUUCGAUUAAACACACUUUUAAUUAAUAA